CUGCUGCGUGCUUGUAAUGAAAGUAAAAGUGUAAAGCGCAUUGACGACGUUGGUAGCGUAGUUCCUAGAGGGCGCCUUUGUACUUCCUGCUACGUCACAUUUCCUUUUCCACAUCAUCACACGCAACACAAGAUGCCAACCCCAGCAAGUGCCACUCGUGUAGGCUCCGGCAGCCGGAGUCCGUCAUCAUCCAAGACUGUCUCCCCUAGGGCUAGUGCUGGCAGUGGUACCGUCAGACAAAGAAAAGCACCAGCAUCAGGAGGGGCUAGGAAGACGACAGCUGGUGGUGGCACGGGAAAUGCUGGCAUGUGGAGGUUCUACUCUGAGGAUUCACCUGGAAUCAAAGUUGGCCCAGUACCUGUUCUAGUCAUGAGUCUGAUUUUCAUCGCAUCAGUGUUUAUGCUACACAUCUGGGGAAAGUACACACGAGGAUAAGACGACCAAGGGAAACAACUCCUGUUACCUUUCUAGGCAGCAGACCAGUGAAUGUAUUAAAAGAAUCUGUGAACCCUUUUAACCUUAUAAAACCUGAACUGACAUUACCAAAAAAGGAAAAGUGAAUUUUAAGCUGCCAUCACAAGAGUUUUUAAAGAAAGUGUUGGAUACAUUUUAUAAAAUUCAGAAAAAUACACUUCAGGAUAAGAAAAAAUGUGAAAUAUUUAAAACAAAAUUAAUGGCUGUAAAGGAAUGCUAAUCUAGGUUGUUUUUUCCUGCACUGUAUGCAAGUUUAUGGGGAGAUAUGAUACACAUCAUAUCUUACUAUUCUCGGAUAAUUUCAUUCUUUGUUGAUGCAUUUUUAUAUCCUUUUUUGCUAAAGCAUAAAUAUUUGAUCCUCAAAUUUAAAUACCUUUGUUAAAAUGAUGUGACCACAAUGUUUAGCAUUCCUGACACAAGAUAUGACUCUGGACAUUAUAUAAUAUUAUAACUUAAUGUAUAGUAGAGCUGGAGUGAACACUUGAAUGAAAGGUUGUGAAUUAGGUAUGGGGGAAAUGUGUACAUGUGAAUUCUGUUCUGGUGUUUACUCAGGAAAUGAAGAGAAACAUGCAAGUGUGUGGGAGAAUAGGGUACUGUGUGUUGCGUGCAAGGUCAAAUGAAACUGGUGUAUUCUUGAAAUAAAGAUAACAUUUUUACAAAG
Molecule: messenger RNA, 1135 nt
Organism: Mizuhopecten yessoensis (Yesso scallop)
Lineage: Eukaryota; Metazoa; Mollusca; Bivalvia; Pectinida; Pectinidae
Product: protein transport protein Sec61 subunit beta-like
Exons: 4
Coding region: 133-435 (100 amino acids)
Biological process (GO): intracellular protein transport
Cellular component (GO): Sec61 translocon complex
Source: RefSeq, a predicted model, not a curated record